CCUACACAUCUUUCUAGUACUGCCAGGUACCCGUAUUAUCCAGCUCCUUGGGCUCUUCUUUUAUUUCCCUGCCAGAAGAACAAGCGACAACCUUGUUAGCAGGGCUCCAUCUCCUCUUCGCUCUCAACAUCGUGCUAGCGAGGCCCAGGGGUUCCUCACCACCAGAUGAGAUGCCUGUCGUUCUCGCUACCUGCUAAUCUUCCCCAGACGUACUCACUUGCGACUACGUUCCCCCGCCUGCGCCUCAAUCAACCUAUUCAAUCAGCCAUAAGAUCGACCUGCAACGAUUUCGAACGCAUUCAGUAGCACAGACCCAUAGCUUCCGCAGUGUCAGGCUUGACCUCAAGGGUGCUAUUUCGGAGCCUCGAAGAUUUUUCUCGUCCGACGCGCUUCUCCUACCAACGAACAACGAUAUAGCUGAAUGUCGGUUCAAACGCCAAAGUGUCUCUUCCUUCGCGACCGACUGAAGAGAAGAUGAGCGCGACCUUUACACUACCCGUGGCGGCUACAGACAAUUGCAAGCAUGCGCACUCGCAGUCUUCAUCUCCAUCCCACUCUCAUUCUCAUUCACGAUCUCAUCAACGAAACCGAGCUGGGAGUCGCCUAGCUGUGCCCUACUCACUGCCGCGCAUACCCUCCGAAUCCGCUGUUCACCAAAGCGACAUGAACCGUCCCCCGCCUGUGGACACACAUUUCCACGACCAUGUCAGCCCGACGCCGAGUCUCGACUUGUCGGGAUCAUAUUUUGUACCAAAGAGAAGGGAUACAGAACAGAUUGCAUAUGCCUCCCCCAGAGGAACGCAGAGGCCUGCUUUCCACCGCAAUUUCUCCAAGCCUACGCAGCUGUUGUUGAAUUCGACGGAAAACUACUCUCUUCUUCAUGGCAUUCUUGCCGACGAUGAGUCGAGGCGGAUAUUCUACUUUAUGAUAUUGAACCUCUGCUUUAUGGUGGUGCAGUCAACAUAUGGAAUUCUGACGGGCUCUUUGGGAUUGAUCAGCGACAGCAUACACAUGUUUUUCGACUGUGUGGCGCUCCUCGUCGGCGUCUGUGCAGCUGUCAUGAGUAAAUGGCCCCCGAGUCUCAAGUUCCCCUACGGGUACGGCAAAGUCGAUACCCUUGCUGGCUUGGGCAACGGAAUUUUCCUGAUGCUGAUCAGUGUCGAGAUCGUUUAUGAAGCGAUGGAACGAUUAUUUAGCGGUGCAGAUGUCAGUCGGACUAUGGAGCUACUGAUCGUCAGCACUAUAGGACUUUUCGUCAACCUCGUAGGCAUAUUUGCCUUUCAUGGACUCCACGAUCACGGUCACGGACACAGCCAUGGAGAGCACGACCAUUCUCAUAGCCACCAUGGUCAUGACCACGAUCAUGACCAUGAUCACAAACACCACACUUCCCACAGUCACAGUGACUCGGACACUCCGUUGAUGGCAUCGGCGUCGCCGAUGAAGGGUAAUAAAGCCGCAACCGGACACCAUCACCACGGAAGCGAGAAUAUGCAAGGCAUAUAUCUUCACAUCAUGGCCGACGCUCUUGGCUCUGUUGCUGUCGUCGGAUCUACAUUGCUUGUGCGAUGGACUGGAUGGAGUGGCUGGGAUCCUCUCGCCUCAUGCAUCAUUGCGAUUCUUAUCUUUGCCUCGACCAUUCCGUUAGUCACGUCGACCACCAAAAUCCUCCUUUUAUCUCUAAACUCUGACAUCGAAUACAACCUUCGCGGUAUCCUCAGCGGUGUGGCCGAAAUUCGAGGCGUGGUGGGCUACAACGUACCCAAAUUCUGGCUGGAAGACACCAAAAAGGAGUCCGGCGGCCACCACCAUGGACAUUCUCAUGGCCACGAUCACCAUCAUUCUCACGGCCACUCUCACAAAGACAGUGAUGGCAAGUGCAGCGACGGCGAGGACGACCCGACAGUCUUGGGAGUGAUCCAUGUGACCGCUUCACAGAAUGCGGAUCUCGAGGAUGUGAGGGAACGGGUGAAUAUGUAUCUCCGUACCCGCAAAAUGGACGUGGUGGUGCAGAUGGAAAGAGAGGGCGAGAAUAAAUGUUGGUGUGGCACUGGGCAGAAAUCUUGAGCCUCAAUUAUUUCUUGGGCCUGUACUGUGCCAGGACCCGUGUACUCGUAGGUAGUCUACAUGCCAAUUCACACAAACUAGACAAUAUACCAAACAUGUAACCA
Exophiala oligosperma is the source of this 2171-nucleotide messenger RNA. RefSeq lists its product as uncharacterized. The record is from RefSeq and is a predicted model, not a curated record. Gene Ontology annotation, cellular component: Golgi apparatus; membrane. The coding region runs from base 475 to 2067 and encodes 530 amino acids. Lineage: Eukaryota; Fungi; Ascomycota; Eurotiomycetes; Chaetothyriales; Herpotrichiellaceae. Gene Ontology annotation, biological process: zinc ion transport; intracellular zinc ion homeostasis; transmembrane transport. The transcript has a single exon. Gene Ontology annotation, molecular function: zinc ion transmembrane transporter activity.